This is a messenger RNA of Drosophila elegans, 1799 nucleotides long. It is a transcript of the gene DCTN4-p62, whose product is annotated as dynactin subunit 4. The record is from RefSeq and is a predicted model, not a curated record. The transcript has a single exon. Gene Ontology annotation, cellular component: dynactin complex. Bases 81 to 1634 code for a protein of 517 amino acids. NCBI's taxonomy places the organism in Eukaryota, Metazoa, Arthropoda, Insecta, Diptera, Drosophilidae.
AACAGCUGUCGUCAUUUGUGGAAGAAGAGGAGAGAUUUGCAAAUUUACAAAGAAAGCAGGAGAAAAUCGUCGUUGACAAGAUGAGCUUCAUGCAACCGAGUCCCGUUAAGUACGCGUGCUCCUGCGGCAUCCUGAACCCGAUCAACAAGCUCUUCUUCUGCCGGCACUGCCCCAAGCUGCACUGCGGCUUCUGCGUGACGCAUGAGAUCGAGUCGCACUUCUGCUCCAACUGCCUGGAGAACAUCCCGUCCACGGAGGCGAGACACAAGAAAAACUGCUGCGCCAACUGCUUCGACUGCCCCUGCUGCCAGCACACCCUGUCCGCCAGAGCCUCCACGGUUCCAGUGGUGCGCAAGUCAGAGGAGUCCAAGGACGCCAAGGAACCGAAAGAUGGCGAUUCCACUGGCGACGCCACGACCCCGGUCCCGGCGAGCAACAAGCCCUCGGCGGUGCCCACUACCAAAAAGAUGUACUACCUGUCGUGCCUGUCCUGCCGCUGGACAACGCGGGACGUAGGCAUUCCCGACCAGGGCGUGGCCACGGGCACCUGGCCGGACAACGAGUGCUUGUACCAGGCACGGUUCAACGCCUUGGUCGAGUACUUCCAGGCGGUGGUGCUGCAGGAGAAGCAGGAGAAACUGGAGUUCAUGCGGCGCAAGGCGCCCAAGCAGCACAAGUUCCCCAGCCUUACGGAUCGCACUGGACUGACUGUAUCGCUGAUUCGCCGCCAGAUCGGCUGGAACGACAAGGUUCCCAAGGCCAAGGCUGUGAUCACGCCGGCGGAGGCCACGGCGGAGGUGGAGGAACUGCCGGCGAACAUCUUCACGGAACAGCUAAACCUGCGCAAUGUCACGACGAUCGCCCAACGCCACAGCCAGCCGGCGGAUCAACCCACGGCCGUGGGCAGCUUGUAUCCGCAGCGACGGUCGCUGUGGAUCAAGCGGUCGCUGCGCUGCCGCCAGUGCGAGCACAACCUCAUUAAGCCGGAGUACCAUCCCACUUCCAUCAAGUACCGCAUCCAGCUCUUCGCCAGCUACCAUGUGCCCGAGGUGGUGAUGGUGCGCUGCGAGCAGCCGCUGGUGCCCGGCAAGAGCAACGCCAUCCUGCUGAAGCUGACCAAUCCGACCAUGUACGACAUGACCAUUCGCCUGUUGACUGCAGCUCCACCAGAGGAUCCGCAAUUAUCAGCGGAGACCACUCGGGCGGUGAAGGAGGAACCGAUCUCCUCGUCACCACUUCUCAAGACUGUUGGCAUCACGCUGUCGCGUCAAAACUCAACCCGGGAGGUUAAGCGAGAGGUGCUGGAUGCCUCCAAUGCCGAGAUCGUGCCGUUGGAGAGCGAGUUUGUGCUCAGCCAGCGCGACGACUCCAAGGAGUUCGACGAGUACGUGCAGCUGCCUACCGAGGAGCCCAAGUUUAUUGUCUGGCGCAAGGGCAACAAGGUCCUCAUACGGCUGCAGUUCACCCCGGAUGCGGAGCUGCCCUCGAGCACGGACGUCAUACUUGGCUUUUUCAUGCAGUACACAUACGUGAACACCGUUACCAAUGCGCCCGAGAAGAAGGAGCCGACCACCCAUGCGCUCCACUCCAGGGUGUUCAUCACAGCAGGCGCAACUGAGCAAAAGGCCAACUGAAAUGGCCUGAAAUAAACCUAAUUAGCCCUACGGCAUAUAAAUCGAAAUUAUCAAAACCAUAAAACACGCUUUAUGAAAGCUGGGAAGAUAUGUAUUUAUUAAAUUAACCUAUUCGUGAAAAAGCUGCUAGUAUUACAAUUAAAUAGAUCGCUUGUUCUAACCCUG